AUGGAGGCAUUUGAUAUAUUCGUUAGAAAUUACGAUGAUGGCAAGCCAAUGAUCACUCUUACAGUUAGUUCUAACACCUAAAUAUCAAAACUUAAGAAGUAAUUUGCUGAGCAAUACUCUGACCUAUUUUACCCUGAAAAGUAAUAAUUUUGGCAUGACGGGAUAGCAAUGAAAAGAGAUUAUAUGACAUUAGAUGACUAUGAUGUUAAAGCUGGAGAUACUGUUUACAUUUAAGAUAUGGGUAUCUAGGUAUCCUACAGAUUGUCAAAAAUUUUGAUAAACAUUGGACCUCUAAUAACUUUCACUCUGUUUAACUUCUAUUGGUUCGAUAUUUAUUCAUUCUGUCUCAACGAUCACAAAUAUGUGCACUAAAAUUCUUAAUACUCAAGAGCUCAGCAACUAGGAAACUAGAUGGUAUUUAUUCACUUCGGAAAGAGAAUUUAUGAGUGCAUUUUUGUGCAUUACUUCAGCAAAUCAUCAAAAUCUCUGAACAAACUUAUUUGGGAAUUCGGAUAUAUAUGGCUGUUCUUUGGCUUGGUUGUACCAUUUUAUUUAUUCCACCCAGACUAUAAUGAGUCCUUAUUGAAAUCUAUUUUCUAUGAGGACCAUAUUCCUCAAAUCUACUUCUUUUUAUUCUUAGCCUUCAUUUUCUUCGAAGUUAUGAAUUUCUUCUGUCAUGUACACUUAAAAUCCUUCAGGGUAAGAGACCUAGACACUACCAGAGGAAUCCCGAGACUUCAUGGCUUCAGUUACGUUUCAUGUGCCAACUACUUUUAUGAAAUACUAGCAUGGGUAUGCUUCGCAAUUGUUACACAAACCUUAAUGUCUACAACAUUUUUGUUCACUAGUUUUUUCAGAAUGAAUAGUAGAGCUCAGAAGAAGCAUCUUAGAUACAUCGCCGAGUUUAAAAAUUAUUAUCCCGCAGAGGAAAGAAGAGCUUUUAUUCCUUUUCUGUUUUGA
Stylonychia lemnae is the source of this 960-nucleotide messenger RNA. Lineage: Eukaryota; Ciliophora; Spirotrichea; Sporadotrichida; Oxytrichidae. The record is from the annotation of a GenBank genome assembly.